AUGACUCUCACCUGCUCGGACUAUACCAUCGGCUGGAUCUGCGCUCUCCCCUUGGAGAUGGCCGCCGCUAAAGCAGCGCUCGACGAACUGCACCCCCGACUCCCCGUCAGCCCCAACGACCACAACAUCUACACUCUCGGUGCCAUCAAGGGCCACAACAUCACCAUCGCUUGCCUUCCCUCCGGCAUCUACGGUACCACCUCCGCCGGCAUUGUUGCUAGUCAUCUCACCACCACCUUUGCAGCUCUCCGCUUUACCCUAAUGGUAGGCAUCGCCGGCGGCGUCCCCCAUACUCGCACAGCCGAUAUCCGUUUAGGGGAUAUAGUAGUCAGCAAACCCACUGGCACGACCGGCGGUGUUAUCCAGUACGACUACGGCAAGACCCUAACGAGCGGCCGUUUCCAACGCACAGGGUGUCUGAAUAAGCCCCCCGGCGGAACUAUUAGCCGCGCUAGUGACACUUGA
This is a messenger RNA of Penicillium pulvis, 465 nucleotides long. RefSeq lists its product as uncharacterized. Gene Ontology annotation, molecular function: catalytic activity. The transcript has a single exon. Lineage: Eukaryota; Fungi; Ascomycota; Eurotiomycetes; Eurotiales; Aspergillaceae. Gene Ontology annotation, biological process: nucleoside metabolic process. The record is from RefSeq and is a predicted model, not a curated record. Bases 1 to 465 code for a protein of 154 amino acids.